AAUUAAUACAUUUUAAAUUUUUUAAAUAAGUAUGCAACUACUUUAAUAMUUUAGCUACUAGCUGCCAUUAAAAAGCCUAUAGUUCAAGUUGAUGGUAGUUUUGUAGUUUUUGUAUCUUGGUUUUGUUUCUAUAAGAUGUUAUAAUAGUCGUCUUACUUAGUGAAUAAGUAAGAUUCUUGAUAAGAAAAACUAUAUGUUUUACAAUGUUGUGUUCUAACAAUAUUUUGUAUUUUGUGCGAUUCUUGAAAUAAUGAUUAGGCUAAGUAAACUUUUAUAGAAACUGCGGCUACAAUCGACUUAAACGAUGGCCACUGUUAUAGCCAUCGAUCUGUCUGUGUCUAUGCUCAGAGACAUUAAAAUCAAAGAUACCAAAGAGUCCUUUACGUUGCUACAGUUGGCUACACAUGGUGUCAAUGUUCUGUUGGACUAUUUAGCUGUACACUCCAAACUAGAGUUUGUGGCUGUUGUUACAUUUUCAUCCACUUGUGAUGUACUAUGUUCAUUUACCCGUGAUUAUGACUUGAUUAAAUCAAAAAUCACUCAAUUGGAGUUUAGAACUAAGACAUGUUAUCCGCCUGUAAUUCAGACUAUUAAUUAUUUAGUCCAUAGUGAGUGGUCUAACUCGGUUACCUGUCAAGUUAUUAUGAUUACUGAUGGUAAUUGUUAUGAAGGUCUUCGAAAACCAGACAUGACUCCAUUUCUAUUUCCUGGAAAAUUAAUAGUUGUUCCUCUGGAACAAGUGUCAUCACUUUACAAAAAUAAUUAUGACUCUAACAAACUUCCAAAUGGACUUGGAUAUAUAACUUCACCUGAAUUGCCUUUAACUCCAUCAUCUGUAGCAAAAGUGUUUGAAAAAAUUGCUAAAGAAACAUAUGUACCAUAUAGCGCAGUGUUACGAUGUGGUAAUUUAAAGUCAGACGUUCAUUUGAUUCCCCCUCCAAUGUCUUAUACAAAAGCUGCGGAUUUYGAAAUAAUGACUUGUUGCAUUUCAAGUGAACUUAGCAUAAUUGGAUUUCUAGAGUCCUCAAAAGUAGAAUGCCCAGCAACUUUAUCCCGUCAUCUUGUUUUACCUCAACGCAUUUUAGAUGAAUGCUCAGAGACUAAUGAAGCAUCAGCAAAAACUCCAUCUUUCUGUGUGUUAUUACACGGAGCUUUAAAAGUAGAAAACAUGACAGCUGUUUGUCAGUUAAGCUCUAAUUGGUAUGGAUUAUUGGUUAGUUGGGCAGACAAUAAAAAAAAAUCAAAUUUAAUGUUGAUUAUUCUUGAACCUGGAACAAAUGCUAUUCCUUGGUUAGGUGAUAUUCGAAAUCUUACAUUAUCACCAACAGAAUUAAACAAAUCAGAUGUCGAUGAAACACAACCAAUUAAGACUCCUGAUAAACGUAGUUAUAACCAGUCACAAUUGGUGUGGAUUAAAGAAGCUGGUCUUCAAGCAGAUAUUCAAAAAAUUUUAAGACAAGCAAGAAAGAUGCCAGAUAAAAUUCCAAGCUUUUAUAAAGAAUUAAAUCGUAUUCGAAAAGCUGCAAUCGCUUACAGCUUCAAUGACUUAUUAACCAGUAUUGCUGAUUUAUUGGAACUAGAAUGCAGCAAUUUACCAGUUGGUACUCAUCCAGAUUGUGCUCUACAAUUAACCCAUGCUGCUAUAGAAUUGCGAAAACCUCUUGCUAUGGAUCCCAAACUCACAAUUGCUCCUAUAAUCCUAUGACAACAAAAUAUGCUCAGCAUGAACUUUAUUAAAUAACAAAAUAUUUYAAAUUAUAAGUUAUAAGUUAUAACAUAAUGAAUAAUGAUUAAUGUAUGAAUAUCUUAUUGGAUUAUUCACAUCAAAUUAGAUUAUAGAAUUUUGUAUUUUAUAUAUGAGGAAAAAUGUCAAAUAUGUUUUCUUUAAUCUAAAACUAUUUUUGUUUAUGUCAAAUUUAUCAAAGUAAAAAUUAGUAUCAUAAUAACUUGUUGAUUUUCAUAAAAAAAAAAAUAAUAAUAAUAAUAUUGUUCAUACACUAAUGACGGUACCAUGUUCUUAAAUUUUUAGCAUUAUUCACAGACCCUAUUUAAAAYUGGCAAAUACAUGUAAUCAUAUACAUAAAUCAGAUAUUUUUGAUACAGUAAGAGGGGAAUAUCAAUUGAUAACUAAUAAACAUAAUCAAACAAAUAAAUWAUAAUUUGAUACCAAAAUAUUAUGAUUCUUGAUAAAUUGAAGAUACGUGGUAUUAUUUAUAUUGUAUCAAAUUGAACUUUUUUAAUGUUUUAUUAAUAUUAAUAACUUAGUAUGAUGAUAAUAUAAUUUGUUAACAAUUGGUAAUUUACAUGUUAGUUUAU
Diuraphis noxia (Russian wheat aphid) is the source of this 2316-nucleotide messenger RNA. It is a transcript of the gene IntS14, whose product is annotated as integrator complex subunit 14. Lineage: Eukaryota; Metazoa; Arthropoda; Insecta; Hemiptera; Aphididae. The record is from RefSeq and is a predicted model, not a curated record. Gene Ontology annotation, biological process: snRNA 3'-end processing. Gene Ontology annotation, cellular component: integrator complex.